AUGAAGUCCAGACGAGAUAAACUCAAGAUCCCUUCUUUGACUUUGGAUUUGUCACCCACUUGUCAAAGCCCCACACUCCUGAGUCCGUGCAGCCCAUGCAGCCCUUGCAGCCCCUUGCAAACACUUCAUCCCUGGAGCUGUCGCAGCAAUAACAGGAAGAGCCUCUGUGUCGGAACACCAUCACCCACUUUGUCCAGACCUCUCUCCCCUCUCUCUGUCCAUACAGCCGCAAGCAGCCCACUGGACAGCCCUCGAAAUGUGUCGACUGGUGCCUGCCUCAACUUUCCGUUUGCCCGAAGUCACUUGGCUCGUGCGGACAGAGCUGAGGGUCGUAGAUGGUCUCUGGCAUCCCUCCCUUCGUCAGGCUAUGGAACCAACCCGCCAAGCUCAACCGUUUCAUCUUCAUCAUCGUCCCAGGAGCGGCUUCAUCAACUUCCCUACCAGCCAACCCAAGAUGAGCUGCAUUUCCUUUUCAAACACUUCCGCAGCACAGACAGUAUAACCGACGAGGAUGGCCGGCCCACGACUGUCAUGCGUCCUCGCUCCCGGAGCCUGAGCCCUGGGCGAUCAAACGUCUCCUUUGACAAUGAGAUAGUCAUGAUGAACCAUGUUUACAGAGAACGAUUUCCAAAGGCAACAGCCCAGAUGGAGGAGAGAUUGUUGGAGAUUGUUACCCUCUGUUCUCCAGACAGCUCCCUCCCGCUGGCUGACGGGGUGUUGGGUUUCAUUCAGCAUCAAUUGGUCGAGUUGGUUCGUGACUGUCUGGAGAAGUCCCAGAAAGGUCUGGUUACAUCUCGCUACUUUGCUGAACUGCAGGAGAAGUUGGAAAAGCUGCUUCAUGAGGCCUACGAGCGUUCUGAAAGCGAGGAGGUGACAGUCAUCAUUCAGCUGGUGAGGAAAAUCCUGAUCAUCAUAUCUCGCCCGGCUCGCCUCCUCGAGUGUCUGGAGUUUGAUCCAGAAGAGUUCUACCAUUUGCUUGAGGCAGCAGAAGGUCAUGCUAAAGUCGGCCAGGGAAUCAAGUCGGACAUCCCUCGAUACAUCAUCAGUCAGUUGGGUUUGACGCGAGACCCUAUAGAGGACAUGGUGCAGCUUCAACAGUACGAUUGCAGUCCUUCUGUUUCUAUCGAGCAAGAUGUGGAGAAUAAAACCCAACAGGUGGUGACCCCAACACGGCGAAAACCACUUGAGAGUGAUUUUGAGACCAUUAAGCUCAUCAGUAAUGGAGCUUAUGGGGCUGUGUAUUUGGUCCGACACAAAGAGACUCACCAGCGGUUUGCCAUGAAAAAGAUUAAUCGGCAAAACCUUGUUUUGAGGAAUCAAAUUCAACAGGCAUUUGUGGAGAGAGACAUCUUGACUUUCGCUGAGAAUCCCUUUGUUGUGUCCAUGUUCUGUUCUUUUGAAACGAGACGCCACCUCUGCAUGGUCAUGGAGUAUGUGGAAGGUGGUGAUUGUGCCAAUUUGCUGAAGAAUAUGGGUCCACUACCUGUAGAAAUGACAAGGAUGUAUUUUGCCGAAACCGUCCUGGCCCUGGAGUACCUUCACAAUUACGGCAUAGUGCACCGAGACCUCAAACCUGACAAUUUGCUGAUUACAUCGAUGGGCCACAUUAAACUAACAGACUUUGGGCUGUCAAAAAUUGGUCUGAUGAACAUGACCACCAACCUUUAUGAGGGUCACAUGGAGAAAGAUACAAGAGAGUUCGUUGAUAAACAGGUGUGUGGCACUCCAGAGUAUAUUGCCCCAGAGGUGAUUCUCAGACAGGGAUACGGGAAGCCAGUAGACUGGUGGGCAAUGGGAAUCAUCCUCUAUGAGUUCCUGGUCGGCUGUGUUCCAUUUUUUGGCGAUACACCAGAGGAACUUUUUGGCCAAGUUGUCAGUGAUGAUAUAAUUUGGCCUGAAGGAGACGAUGCUUUACCAAUGGAUGCUCAGGACAUGAUUACCCAUCUCCUAAGGCAAAGUCCCCUAGAAAGACUGGGAACUGGUGGGGCCUCAGAGGUCAAACAGCACGCCUUCUUCGUGGGCUUGGACUGGAAUGGACUGUUACGACAAAAAGCUGAAUUCAUUCCUCAGCUUGAUGCAGAAGAUGAUACAAGCUAUUUUGACACACGAUCCGAGCGCUAUCAUCAUUUGGCAUCUGAUGAGGAUGAGGAAACCAAUGAUGAAGAGUCUUCCCUGGAAAUCAGGCAGUUUUCCUCCUGGUCACAUCGUUUCAGCAAGGUUUACAGCAGCACAGAACAUUUGGCUACACCGUCCAAUUUGAGCUUCUCAUCUGACCGUAGUCACAGUGAGGAAAAAGAGGACCGUGUAGAUGUUGGAGGGCUUAGUCCCUCUACAGGCACAACAGAGGGUGUCCUGGAGCCGAGACUUCCUGGGCGCAUGGCCAGCCUUUGCCCUCGGGCCUCACCCAACUCCUCCCAGUCUGAGAGGAGCACCAGUCCUCUGGUGAUGAGUAGCACGCACAGCCUGGAGAUGACGCCCCGUUUUGCUGUGUCCACAGAUGAUGAGGCUGAAGUAGUUGUUUCCAAACUUCGGAGGAUCAGAAUCCGUAGCAACAGCACGGGGGCCAAACACUCGUCUCCCAAAGAGCCGGCGGGCCCACGACGAUUCGGUAACCAACUGGAGACACCGGACAGACAGAGGCUUCCCUGUGGAGGCAAAGUUCCCAAGUCUGCCUCUGUCUCGGCGCUGUCUCUCAUCAUAACCUCGGAUGACUCCCCCAGCGGCCUCCAGCCCAGUCCCAUCUCCCCACGGUCACUGUCCUCCAACCCUUCCUCUCGUGACUCCUCCCCCAGUCGGGAUCUGUCUUUCAGCCCGGGUAGCUUGAAGCCACCCAUUAUCGUUCACACUUCAGGCAAGAAGUAUGGAUUCACAGUGCAGGCCAUCCGCGUCUACAUGGGUGACAGCGACGUCUACACGGUGCAUCAUAUGGUGUCGAGCGUGGAUGAGGGCAGUCCAGCCUACCAGGCAGGCCUACGUACUGGGGACCUCAUCACUCACGUGAAUGGAGAAUCCGUCCAGGGCCUGGUUCACCCGGAGAUGAUUGAGCUAUUGUUGAAGAGUGGUAGUAAGGUGGCACUCCAAACCAUAGCCCUUGAGAACACAUCCAUCAAAGUUGGUCCAUCUCGAAAGACCAAACACAAAGGAAAGAUGGCUCGUCGCAGCAAAAGGAGCAGGAGGAGAGAUAACUAUGAUAGGAGACGCAGCAUCUUGAAGAAGUUAUCCAAGCAGAGCACAGUCAUGCACAGCAGUCGCAGCUUCUCCUCAGGUCUCCACCACUCUGUUUCAUCCAGUGAGAGUCUUCCAGGUUCCCCAACUCAUAGUCUCUCUCCGGGCCCAUCUACACCCUGCCGAAGCCCUGCUCCUGAUCAUCAGGCCUUUGAUAACUCUCCUCAGAGCACGUCUCCUUGCUCUAGUUCUCCCAGUUCCCCUGCCGCACACAUCCGACCCAGUUCUCUCCACGGUUUGGGUUCCAAGCUCAGCACACAGCGUUACACCAAGGUCGGCCGCCGGAAGUCAACCAGCAACAUCCCGCCUUCACCUCUCGCCUGCUCCUCCUCCUCUGCACAACCGCUUUCUCCUCAGCGCUCCCCCUCACCGCUGCCGGGCUUUGCCAAAACGCUUCACCCCUUCCACGGCAAAACCUUGUCACCACCGACCAUUGUGAGACACAUUGUGCGCCCCCGCAGUGCAGAACCGCCUCGAUCUCCCCUCCUCAAGAGGGUUCAAUCGGCCGAGAAGCUAUCCGGAAUCUACCACAUUGAUAAGAAGUCAUACACCCCCCGCAGGCACACCUUGGAAGUGCCCUUUUACGGUGAAGGGGAGCUACUCGUUGACUCGGAAGCAGACGGUGGCUUAGCGGGCGCCCACCUGGGGGUCGACCACUCCAGACUUUGCAGCUACCUGGGCGGCCAGAGGAUGUGGGACUCCGGGCUGGAGCGAUCAGAGCAGCUGGUGGUGAUGCGAAAGCUUAACCUCUCGGAGCGCCGUGACUCCUUUAAAAAGCAGGAGGCGGUGCAGGAGGUCAGCUUUGACGAGCCCGAGGAGAAGACUAGCUCUACGGCCGUUCAACAAACGCAAACCCAGAAACAGCCACAGCACAGGACCGCUCGCCUGUCGGAGGCUCGUUCGCAAAACAGCGAGGAGGUGGAGCUACAGGUACCCACGGUUCGGAGGUUUACACUAGUGCCCCAGAUCGCAGUGCAGGGCUCGACGGAGAGCGAAGAACAGGACGAGUGGGAGCCAUGUUCAGACGGGGAGGACGCCCAACAGGAGCUCACUGUCACGUCCACUCAGCCGCAGCAACAAGUUGAUGUCCUUCACAUUCAGGGCCACAGUCAGAAAGAAGACUCAUCCAGUUCCACUCAUGUUGAAUCAUGUGCUGACAAGGUCCAGUGCACACAGGAGACGCCACAAAUAGCAAACAUCUCAAAGUGA
Nerophis lumbriciformis (worm pipefish) is the source of this 4434-nucleotide messenger RNA. The record is from RefSeq and is a predicted model, not a curated record. Lineage: Eukaryota; Metazoa; Chordata; Actinopteri; Syngnathiformes; Syngnathidae.